Molecule: messenger RNA, 796 nt
Organism: Lactuca sativa (garden lettuce)
Lineage: Eukaryota; Viridiplantae; Streptophyta; Magnoliopsida; Asterales; Asteraceae
Product: carbon-sulfur lyase
Molecular function (GO): carbon-sulfur lyase activity
Source: RefSeq, a predicted model, not a curated record
AACCAACAAAGCCUUUAAUAAUAUUUUGCUCAAAAAUGGAAUUUUGUUAAUGAUUUUGAUUUUAAUUGUUUAAGACAUCCAAGACAUGCCACCUCAAUCUGGUCAAUAUUGAACACGUCUCUUUGGGAUUUGUCUGCUAGAAGAAAAUCUGAUUAAAUCGCCUAAAUAGUAUAGAACAGAGAUAGAACCUGCAACAAGAUGAAUCCGGAGAUGGUGACACACAAUGGUGGAUGCCACUGUAGAAAUGUGAGAUGGAGAGUUCAAUCUCCGGCGACUGUUGUAGCGUGGCAGUGCAACUGCUCCGAUUGCGCCAUGAGAGGAAACACUCACUUCAUUGUUCCUUCUGAAAGAUUUGAGCUUUUGGGGGACUCUGACAAGUUUCUUACGACAUACACUUUUGGGACACACACAGCAAAACACAUGUUUUGUAAAGUGUGUGGCAUAACUUCGUUUUAUAGGCCAAGAUCAAACCCAGAUGGAAUAGCGAUAACAUACAAGUGUGUUGAUCCUGGAACCCUAAUUCAUGUGGAGAUUAAGCUUUUUGAUGGACUUAAUUGGGAGAAUUCACACAAGUCAACUGGCAUUUCUUCGUGUUCUAAGGAGUAAGAUUGAAAUCUAAAGAGACUUAAUUGGUAUCUUUUUGAAAUAUGAGUUGUGGUUGAUGCAUAUGGAUCAAGCACAAUGUGUUAUCAUGUUAAUCACUCGAUGAAUGUUGUUAAAAUCUCUUAUGCUUAACUUUGAAUGUAUUAAUUUUGAUUGCAUGUGUUCCCUAUCAAAACUAUUUUAUUACCAAAAA